AUGGUGGGUUCAGAGAAAUAUGGUGACCAGCAAGUUCGCCCUAAAGGUCCGAGGAAGCAACGAAAGGAACGCACCGUGUAUUCCACAGAACAGAAGCUCAUCCUCCAACAGCAUUUUGCUCAGGAGAGGAACCCAGGACAGGAGCAACGUGUGAAGCUGGCACUACUGAUUGGUGUGACCGAGUAUGAGAUAAAGAUAUGGUUCAAGAACCAACGUGCAAGGUGCAAACAGAAGAAACUCAGGAAUGAUAAAGAAGCAGUCCCAGAAUCAACUGGAAUCUCUCAAGAUGUUUCUGGGCCAACCCACUCCCAUGGUCACUUACGGGUCUCUGCCAAUGUGAGGUCCAUGUCUCCAUGCACAUCUCCUGUGGGCUCCAUUCCCAAACCCAAACCCAGCAUGGAAGCUUCUCUCCAUAAUGAUCAGGCUGUUGAAGCUGCCGGGUGUAGUUCCCAAAAGGACCUGUUUGAUGGUCAAGCCCCUUCUGCACCUCCCAAUCCUGGUAAACCCACAUUAUUUGAAGUCCAGACUGACCCAACAGUGUCUCAUGGUCCAGCCUCAUUGGAAGCUUCAGUUUCCACCACAGCUGCAGCCAGAAGCCCAUAUGAUAUUCAGUACUUAAAUCCAUCUUCUGAGCAGCUCUGGAAAAUGACACAUGAGGAUCUGCGCCAACGGGAGGGCUCAUAG
Molecule: messenger RNA, 684 nt
Organism: Peromyscus californicus insignis
Lineage: Eukaryota; Metazoa; Chordata; Mammalia; Rodentia; Cricetidae
Product: tetrapeptide repeat homeobox protein 2-like
Exons: 2
Coding region: 1-684 (227 amino acids)
Biological process (GO): regulation of transcription by RNA polymerase II
Cellular component (GO): nucleus
Molecular function (GO): RNA polymerase II cis-regulatory region sequence-specific DNA binding; DNA-binding transcription factor activity, RNA polymerase II-specific
Source: RefSeq, a predicted model, not a curated record